Molecule: messenger RNA, 801 nt
Organism: Fusarium sp. VM40
Lineage: Eukaryota; Fungi; Ascomycota; Sordariomycetes; Hypocreales; Nectriaceae
Source: the annotation of a GenBank genome assembly
AUGUCUAGCAUUUACGGAAAUGACGCUGAUGGCUCAUCGGCCACGGUCCCGCAAGGCAUGAAUGCAACCAUGGUUGGUCUUUACACAGCAACAAGGGUCAAAACUAAGUUCGAAGACCUUCAGCAACAUUUGUAUCAGGCCCAACGGAUUAUCUCUCGCUUGGAAGGCGCGCAGGAGGUCAUUGUUACUCAGAACGACGAGCUCAAGAAAGAAAACGAUCAACUUCGGCUUCAAGUUGCGCAGGCUCAGAGCGAAGAGUGGGAUAACGCGGCACCAAUGGUACAGCAGUCAGGAGAAGAGCUGUUGACCACACAACGGGCGCCCAAUCCUCAACAAAUGCAUAAGAGACAGGCAUAUUCACGGCAGACAUCAGGCCAACGUACAGACAGCAGCAAAGAGGAGGUGAAAAGCUCGCCCAACGAACACAAUGCGAAAAGGCGACAUGGCGUCAUUUCUGGUCAAGAAAGAGUUCAAUCACGAAGUAAAGCCGUCGAAUUUCUUAACAAACUUCAGGACAAGCUUUUUGAUGAUCUUUCCGGUGCCCAUGAGCCAGGCCCAGCCGCCGAGAAACGAAAGCGUCGAGCACAUCUAGAAGAAUUUGCAUCUUUCGCUGAGCCAAGACAGUGGUUCUGCUUCCGAGAUGUUUGCGAGAACGGUCAAAGAGCUAUCGGUUUCACAUUCCGUCGUGUCUGUCCGGCUCAUGGACAGGGAUGUGGUAUCAUUAUCAGGAGUGGCGACAAUAAGUUUGGCUACGACAUCUUCGCCUCGACAUUCGAAGAAAUGCAGCGCAGAAAUGAUUGA